This is a messenger RNA of Geodia barretti, 2666 nucleotides long. Lineage: Eukaryota; Metazoa; Porifera; Demospongiae; Tetractinellida; Geodiidae. The record is from the annotation of a GenBank genome assembly.
CGUCAUAAAGAAAGAGAAAUUGCAGAGGAGAGAAAAGGAAAAAAUAAGAACGAAAGAUCAACUAAAGUCACAUCUGCACAAUCCGAAUGCAGAGAGAAAGUGCAAAAGGAACGAAAAGGAAAAAGAGAGAAGGAGGUUUCAAUAAGAGAUGAUUUUUCAGAAACAGAAGGUGACGAUACACAAUCAGACAAUGAGAAUGAAAUGAUGACAAAAGAAUCUGACAAUGAAACUUCGGCCUCUAGUAGCGGAGAAGAAACAGUGAAUUUACUAUUUCAAGGUGAAGUGAGGGAGAAAGCAGACAAAUCAAAGGUGUCUGCCAGAGAAAAGAAAUCAGUUGAGCCAAAAAGAAAAGGAAGAAUAAAAGAGAAAAAUCAACAUAAAGAAAAACAUAAGGGAGCUGGCGAUGAAAGAGGCCAGUAUUCGGAUGGGGAGGUACACGAAACGCCUCCUCACAAAUCAAAUGAAGUAGAAUCAGAAGAUGGCAAAGGGAUUAAAGAAGCACGAAUAGGUAAGAAAAGAAUGGCCCAAUCAGUAAAGGAACACCUCUCCCUCAGUUCAACAAGAGAACAACAGAUAGGGAAGAGAAAUGCCCCAGUAGCUUCAACCAGAGGAAAAACGCAUUCGAAGCAAGGCGCAAAACAGUCAGCGGAAUCGAGAAGAGAAACAGGAGUUUCAUCGACAAGGAAGACCACAGCUCUUCCUCUAGAAGAAGAUAUGCCUGGUUCCGAUAGCGCUCAAUAUGACUCAGAAAAUGACAAAUCAGAUGCAGACGGCAGUGAGAAUGACAGAGACGGAGACUCAGAACAGAAGUCAUCCAAUGAGGAGGAAGAGGAGGAGGAAACAUUUCCAAGUGAAGUAAGGGAGAAAGCUGACAAAUCAAAGGUGCCUGCUAGAGAAAAGAAAGUUGAGCAAAAACGAAAAGGAAGAAUGAAAGAGAAACAGACAGAGAAAGAAAAGCAAAGAAGAGCUGGUGAUGAAAGAGGCCAGUCUUCAGAUGGAGAGGUACAUGAAACACCUCGUCACAAAUUAAAGAUAUCGAAAGGAGUAGAAUCAGAAGGUGGCAAACAGAACAAGGAAGCACAGAAAGGUAAGAAAAAAGCAAUGAAAAUGGCCCAAUCAGUAAAGGAAAGCCUCUCCCUCCGUUCAACGAAAGAACAGCAGAAAGGGAAGAGAAAUGCCCCGCUUGAUGAAGCAGCUUCGACCAGAGAAAAGUACCUCAAAACGCAUUCAAACCAAAGCACAAAACCACCGGAAUCGAGAGAAACAGGAGUUUCAUUGACAGGGAAAACAAAGAAAACCGCAGCUCUUCCUUUAGAAGACGACACGCCUGGUUCAGGUAGCGCUCAAUAUGACUCAGAGUAUGAGGAAUCAGAUGCAGACGGUAGCAGUGAGGAUGAAGAAGACAAAGACUCAGAACAGAAGUCAUCAAAUGAGGAGGAGGAGGAGGAGGAGGAGAGGAAACAGAACAUGAUGACGAGUCUUCUGCUGCCGCUAUCACUAGCGAAGAGGAAGUGCAGACGAGAACCAAUGAAAAAUCACUGAAAAGUGAGUUCACGGCUUCUAACGAGAAACGAAGUAAGAGAGCGAAAGGAGGCUGGGAAAAGAAAAGAAGUAAAAGUCGAAGCAGCUGCGGAUGUACCAGACAUACCCAGAGAAUCAGUCCCUGGUGGUAGGGGCAGGGACCGAGAGGAACACGACGUUCAACCAAAGAAAAAGGGAAGGAGAAGGCUCAGGGAGAGUGGUACGAGUCCUAUAGCCCAAAGGUAGCUCCUCCCCCUCCACUUCACAGGAGGAAAAGCAACAGGAGUCUGACCCCAGAGGACAACGGAGGAAGAAGGAACGUGGAACAGGAUACAAGAAAGAGAAGAAGGAGAAGAAACAAGGAGAAACAGACAAGCCACCCAGUUCCUCUGAGACUGACGACUCCUCACCAGAGUGCGACAUGGCCCAGAAGUUGUCCAAAGCGGACGGCAAGAAACUCAGGAAAACGUUCCGCCAGUUUUUCGGUCACCUCUGCUGCGAGAUUACCAAUCCUGUUCAAGUCGCGGCUCAACUGCAGAAGAAAGGCGUGAUAUCCAUUUCAGUGAUGAAGGACAUGAUCAUGUCUCCGGAAUCUCAACAAGCCAAGACCAUUAAUUUGGUUGGUGCGCUCGACAAGAAAAUAAAGUCGCAUCCUGACCGGCUCUUCCUGUUUAUCGAGGCACUGCUGGAGAGCAGUACUCCACAGCUGCAGGAAGCAGGCAGAGAAAUGUCGAGAAAAGCCGGUGAAGUCUGUCCCGACAGAGAAGUUGCAAAGUUCCCAACUCCCUUUAAAACUGGGACUUCCUCAUCUGACACAACAGGAAACAAAGGGGAGGUACUGCCCAACAAAGCCAGAGUACGUCAACUCAGGUAACCCACUGAGUAUAGGAGGUGAGACUACAGUAUUGUCGCUGGAAGUAAGUCAGUCUGCACCGCAGUUGAACCCAGUCUUGGCUAUAUACAAAGAAUACCUGAAGUCCUAUUACAAUGCUAGAGCCCUAGCUCCAGCAGACAAGUACCUUCCCACUCUCAGUGUCCCCUACAUCAACCUAGCCAUGGUCGGUAGAGGGUACUGCGGCCCCUGAGCAGAGGGAUGAGUUCACUAGACAAACGCUGCAUGGAGGGGUAGACCAGAUCCUCCAGAG